This is a messenger RNA of Lagopus muta (rock ptarmigan), 1359 nucleotides long. RefSeq names its product adrenomedullin 2 (gene ADM2). The coding region runs from base 887 to 1357 and encodes 156 amino acids. The transcript is spliced from 2 exons. Gene Ontology annotation, biological process: adenylate cyclase-activating G protein-coupled receptor signaling pathway; regulation of systemic arterial blood pressure; positive regulation of heart rate. The record is from RefSeq and is a predicted model, not a curated record. NCBI's taxonomy places the organism in Eukaryota, Metazoa, Chordata, Aves, Galliformes, Phasianidae.
GUCCCAUCCAGGCUCACGCAGUCACCUCCACCUCCCGGAUGGGGGGCACACGGGGUGCCAUGGGGAGCCCCCACCAGAAGCCUGGCACAGGGACCCCCAUCCCAUCCCCACCAUGACGUGGCUCGAAUAGGCACGCUUUGCCACUGCUUGGCACAGCACAGCUGGGCGCAGCGCCCCGAGCUUGACACGACUUUACACGGCACGGCUCAGCUUGGCACGGCUCAGUUUGGCACAGCUCGGCACGGCACGGUUCGCUGGGGCUCAGAUGAACACGGCACAGCUCAGCACAGCUCCCCAGGACGUGGCAUCGCUAUGCUCCACCCUGGGCAGGGGGCACAGGUCCGGGUGAGGAGCGGACUCGACCCCGUUCCCGGCCGAGCCGUGCCGAGCCGAGCCGAGCCAAAUCCCGAGGAGCGGAGCCGAGCCGAGCCGAGCCAAAUCCCGAGGAGCGGAGCCGAGCCGAGCCGAGCCAAAUCCGGAGCAGCGGAGCCGAGCCGAGCCGAGCCAAAUCCCGAGGAGCCGAGCCGAGCCGAGCCGAGCCGUGCCGCCCCGUUCCCCGUGGCUCCUCCCGCUGCUCCUCCCGCCCGGCGAUAUUUAACCUGGGCCGGGUGGGGAGCAGCAACGCGCAGAGAGAGCGGCUCCCAGCGGAGCCGACACCGGGACCGGGCAGCCCCGCAGGCAGGUACGGGUGGCACCGGGCACGGCACGAGGCGGGGUGGGCACCGGGGGAACAGCGCUGCUAUCGGCUCAGACUUCGGCGCUGGGACCCCCGGAGCCGCUUCGUGGUACAUUGCGCUGAACCGAGCCGUGCCCAUCUGCGCCCAUCCGAGCCUUGCCCGGCCCUGAGCGGCUCUCCUCUCCCCGCAGCAGCCGCCCCGGCCACGCCAUGAGAGCAGCGCUGGGUUGCAUCACCCUCGCUCUGUGCGCUCUACAGCUGCCCCACGGCCGAGCCCUGCCCCACGGCCGCUCUCCCAAGCACAGGGAACCCCCAGACAGGAGACUCCCCCCAGCCAUUCUGCGCUUACCCCACCGGCACCCACCGUCGCCCCACGGGGAGCCUCCCCAAGGGCUACAAUCCAACCUCAGACUCAAACAACUCAUCAUCCCUCGCCCCCAACCGGCCCUAUGGCACGGCCCCAAGCCGUCCCCAAGGCACAGACACCGACACCCCCCGGGGCAGCGGGGCCGGCGUCACAUCGGGGCUCGGCUGCACCGCGCUCAGCCGCUGAGGGUGGGCUGCGUGCUGGGCACGUGUCAGGUGCAGAACCUCAGCCACCGCCUAUGGCAGCUGAUGGGCCGCCCAGGCCGCCAGGACUCAUCCCCCAUGAACCCCAACAGCCCCCACAGCUAUGGGUAAAG